GUAUAUUUAUUCUGGUAUAUAUUAUGUUAGGUAUAAUAACAACGAACCAGAUUAAUCAAUAGCGAAAGAAGGUACGAGGCGAAGUCUACAGGUCGGUUUUGUAUCCUACUGAAACUCUGUCUGUUCGUUUAUUUGUCCGAUCCAAAUCGACCCAAAUCGAAGUGGUUGGAUUGGUGAUUUUUGACGGUAACCGGGGUUUUAUCUGGGAUAGGGCUGCGCGUAAGGUCGAGCCAACUAAUUGAAUACCUUUUCUCUAAGGGAGUUUGCUUUUCCAUCUUAUAGAGCGUAAUAUUACGUUGGGCAAACUAGUUGUUGUUUUUUGCGACGUAACUUUUUUCGCGAUAAUAUAUUAAACUUGUGUGUAAGAAGGGUAAACUGGGUACUUUGAUAAGAUUUGCGAAGCAAAAUUUUCGCGUGACGGAAUAGUAGCCGAAUGUCUACAGUGGUCUAUUUAGGCUAAAUUGUUGUUGACAUUAAUCGAAAGCUCUUGCUGAAUAGAAUGAAGAUGCAAUACAUGUUUCUAUACCCAAAUCUUAAUUUAAAAUGCCCCUUGAAGGACGAAACUUGGUAUAAGGCCAUAUGUAACACGGUCGUUCGUGGUACCCGAAUCGAAAACUCUCCCCGAAUUGAAUAAAAAUGCUAAAUAUGCAGUUGCACCUAAAUAAAAUAUUUUGGCCUAAAAAUUAUCAAAAAUCCAUUAAAAGGACGAAAAUACGCUUCAAGCUACCUUUAAGUGCUUUUCAAAGAAACUUCCGAUAAAGAUUAAUCAAAGUUAUAGCGGCCGAUGCGUACGUAUUAGUUGAACAUCUUCUUUUGAAAUUCUUUCCUAGUGAAAGUACCAAAAUAUCGAAAACGCUAAUUCUGUGUAAUAAUAAUGUGUAUUUUCGCUCAGAUGCCAUUAAGAUGAUCUUCUUUGUACGGAUGUCUAUGAAGGGGUAUUCCUAGGUACAAAUCCAAAGCUCCUGACAAGCUAAAAGAACUAAAACGCAAUACAUGUUUAUAUACUUAAUUUUCAGUUUUCAGGUCGAGUUUCCAAUGCCGUUUGAAGAGUCAAAACCUAAUAUAGUGUUCUGUGCAAAAUAAUUUUUUCUGAAAUAAAUCGAUAGAUGAAAUGAACAAAAAGAAUACUUCUUUCAAUUAUGAUAUUUUUAAAUGAUAAUUGUGAAAACCCAAUUGGCCGUAUCGGUUUUCUUGUGUACCAAUGGGAUGAAAAUGUUUAGAUUUCUUCGAACCAGUUUCUAAUAAAUGGGAGUGGGCAAAUAUAAACUUUAUUUUCAUAAAAAAAAAUUCUUUUUAAUUCGUUUUCAAUAAAGAUUCCACAGUGUGAGCUUUAGUACCAAAAAAGCGAAAAAGUUAAAAAAUAUCAUUCAGUUUUGGUGACACAGAAAUAGAAUUGAUCUUCUAUUUAUAUGACAUAUCAAAUGUUUUUCUUAACGCGAGUCAAUCAGCCAACCGUAAAAACGCCUCUUUAUUACACUUUAAAAUCUACUUAAAGCCAACAUAUACCGAGUCAAGCUAACCUUCGAGUUGCUGAGCUCCUUGCUAAACAUUACAACAGGUUGUUUAAAUUGCUGAAGAACGUCAGUAGAUUAACUGGAAUAGGGAAAUUGCAAUGUAACCCCGUCUAAUCGUUCACACGUAGCAACGGGCCCGCCGUUUAAUUUCGGCAUGCUAACAUUUGUGCAGACAAGCUGUUCCGGCAGAAUGGUGAGGAUUUUUGUAUUGAGACGCUGUAAAUAAGCAGAAUGCAUUCAUCCAGUCCGACUUUUCUGCACCACUUCUCGUUUUUCGUGCAAUCUAACAGAAGUGUUAAUGUGACUAUUGCGAAUACGAAGGGUCAGUCUGUCACUUUUCACGCUUGACGCUCGGCUGCCGAAUUCCUGCCAGCCACCUAAUGAGUGGCUGUCUGUCGGUGAAUUCGGCGACUGCUAUCGUCAACCGCAGACGCCCAAGUCACAGCGAAUAUCGUUCCGCUGAAUAAAACGCAGAGGAAACAUCGACAUGGACAUCGGUGGCACGUUUCAAACUACGUGCAGGUUUGACAGACGUCACGCUAGGACUACGCGCCCCACUAAGUCAUUUUCAUAACCCUUCCCAACCAGAGUCGCAAUAGUAGAUCGUUCCGAGAUUUACCGGCCGACCGAACAACGGAGGCGGCGAUCGCUGCGGCGCCUUGAUUUGAAACUGUCCCAGGAAGCGUUGUAUGGUAGCAGUAGCAACAGCAAGCGCCGUAGUUCGGCACACGAACGAUUGGACCGAUGGCAAUCAACAAUAGUGCAACAAAGGUCCUGCAUACUAUCGAAAUCUUGUCUGCUGUGGAAAUCGCAGCACUAACGGCUGACACAGUGGCCGAACCAUCAGAUCGGCCAAUCACCAGCUACUGGAAAAAUAUCAGCAGUUCAUAAAGUGUCCACUGCUCUAUUUUUACAUCGAUGCUACACAGCGAAGAUGACGAUGAUGACAGCAGUUCGUUCAUCCAGCCUGUCUGUAAGUGUGUAGUAAUUGCGGCAUAAGUCGGCGCGACCUCCAACGACGUGAGCACUGUUUCUGUUGGAUACAACGACAACAACCGUAGCGUUUACGCCAAAUGCGCUCAGCUGCUCAGGCUGCUAGCCGUCGGACGGCGUUCGCGGUCCUGACCAGCGACAGCAGCGGCAACAACAACAACAACAACGACAGUACCAAUCUACCCAGCUCCCAAACGGAGCGACGGCAGAUAGGCUGUAGCCUGUCUGUCACAGGGAAACGACGACAGGACAAGGGCCUUGCUCUUUGUUGGACAAAACCACUACGAACGGAAAAAUUGUAAAUCGUAGAAGAUCGUGCACAUGUCCACUCAAAUUAUCUUUUAUCAUUACCACAAUCACGAACAGUCGCAGAAGCAGCAGCAGUCUGAGGCGCAGAACAACUUCCACACAGUUUGUAGUAUGAGCGGUGAAGGCUGCCCUCACUUCGAUGAGCAACGGGAUGCGCUGCUUGAAGCAUUCCGGGUCCUUUGUGCCGUCUACGUGUCGCCAUGUACACGGGAAGCGCUCGCCAAAAAGGCGGAAACGUGUCGAUGCUUCUCCUGUAAAGGCUCGCGCGCCAGCGUACGACUUCAUGCGUGUCUCCAUUGUGUAUUCGUCGGCUGUUUCGUCGAAAAACAUGUUCACGAGCACAGCCGGACCAGCGGCCAUCUUCUAGCGUGUGACAUUUCUCAUGGAAUUUUAUACUGCUUCGCUUGCAAAGACUACCUAUAUGAUUUAUCGUUAGACAUCGUUGCGCGGCAGGCCCGGCGACGACUGGCUCGCUUGCUAGGUUUACGGGAGCUGUUAACAUGUGGCGCGUGGGACCCCGACUCCGAUGGCCUUGAGCUUUUGCGCCGUCACCCGAAACGAAUCAAAAUCGCAAGCAACUCACCGGUCGGCCUGCGUGGCCUAUUCAAUCUCGGAAACACGUGCUUCAUGAAUUGUAUCGUCCAGUGUCUUACGCAUACGCCGUUAUUGCGUGACUACUUUCUGGCCGAUCGGCACAAAUGCUCACUGCCUCAUUCGCAGACAUGUCUUGUCUGCGAGAUGGGCGACGUCUUCCAGGAGUUCUAUUCAGGCAAAUCCACGCCACACGUCCCGUAUCGCCUGUUACAUCUCGUGUGGACGCACGCUCGCCAUCUAGCCGGUUAUGAACAACAGGACGCUCACGAGUUCUUCAUGGCCAUCCUCGACGUUUUGCAUCGUCACGCGUCCAGGUCGCAUUUACAGCAUCAGACAGAAGAGUCGCCAGGGUCACAUGCGGGUGACUGUCGAUGUAUUAUCGAUCAGAUUUUUACCGGUAGCACACAGUCGGACAUCGUAUGUCAGGAAUGUCGAGGCGUUUCGACAACGGUAGAACCGUUCUGGGAUAUAGCACUCGAUCUCGGGCCAAGUCACGCCGCUGAGCACGGCUCUGAACCGAAGAGUCUCACUGAUUGUUUGGACAGCUUCACACGACCCGAACAUAUGGGUGAUUCUGUUGAGUGCUCGUCAUGUCAUUCGUAUCAAGAGUCCACAAAACAACUUACGAUGAAAAAGUUACCCAUCGUUGUCAGCUUUCACCUAAAGAGGUUUCGGCGAGAACAGUCUACGAAAAAAGUUUCGACAAGGAUAAAGUUCCCGCAAUAUUUAGAUAUGGCACCCUACAUGGCAGGACGAAAUGGUAAACCCGAACCAGCUGCUCAUACUGGUCAGCAGCAGCAGCAGCAGCAACAACAACAAAACCAGCAACCAAAUUCGGCCGGUUCUUUGCUCAACAAAUACUGCCUGUUUGCUGUGGUCAUUCAUAAGGGAACAAUCGAAACCGGUCACUAUACGGCGUACAUUCGACAGCACCGUGACGCAUGGUUUAGCUGUGACGAUCAUGACAUUAAGAAGGUUUCUCUUCAAGAGGUGCUAGAUUCCGAGGGCUAUCUUCUAUUCUACCAUAAACAGAUUCUCGAAUAUAACAAUUAAGCUCUAGAAAUUAGAAUUAACCUCUAUUUACCAUCACUGAAAUAAUCGAGUAUUUGUCAGUGAGCGGGUACUCGCUAGACCAAUUUGGGUAAUUAUAGCGCCUAUAGAAAACAAUAGGCAGAACGACGGAUGGAGAGAUAGCUGAUUAAGCAGUAUCUUGUUAUUUAGUGGACGUUUCUUUAUUUUUGGGAGGAAUGGUUAGGUUUUGAUUGUAAGAUCUAUGGCAGCCCGAACAAGAUGCAUUAUGUGAUCGUGUAAACUCUGUGACUACUGCUAGAUAUGUUGGCAGUAAACUCCUUUUUGAUUACUAGUAUGAACUCAGUUCAACACCCUUAGGAUGUCUGUUUCGACUCGAAUCGACCCCAAUAACCCAGCGGCAUUAAUUUCGACCCAAGCGGAUGGGAAAAACAAAUGUGGCGGGUACACUUUGUUUGUAUUUAUUAUUGUUAUUACGUCGAAUAUUAGUAAUUUAACAUUAUCUCUAAGCAUCAGAAUUUUACAGAGCGUAAUUAGUGGACUAGAAGGAAACAUCGAUAACAAAGAGAACUAUCAGAUAUCUAUAUGUGAGGAAACUAAGCAAAACGAUAAACAGUUUGAUUGACUUUGAUUUCUCAUGCUUAGGAGAAAAACAAUAAUACGUUUCAACACACAAACAAAGUCAGAAUUAUCUAAUUUCCGUACUAAUAUUGUUAAACAGAUGAGUGAAAUGCUUUUGUACAGUCGACCGAAUAGCUUAACAACUCACUAAUGGAGAAGCAACCUAAGUACGACAUUGCUGCUUCAAGUGUAAUCCUUGUCAGUUGUUGUUAGAAUAACUAGAGGCUACACGCAAUUGGAUAACUCGUUUUAAUAAAUUAUAUCUUAGUUUGAUACACGGAACGGUCAACACGUUAGGUUGUGAGUUCCAAUUGAUUAUGCUUUAAUACACAAAAAUAUGUGCUUAAAAAUAGACCCAGAAUUCUUUAAGAAAUUCUGGUUGGCUAGGGAAGUGUUGGUUUUUAAAAAGUAACUUCAGCGCAACACAGAAACUUAACAUCUAAGAUGUAGACAGAUGCAUUUAGAUGUAUUUCUUAAUUGUUUGUUGAUGAUGGUUCGAUUAUAUGCGCCUUGAAACUAAAAUGUACUUGACCGCUAGCAGCGUGAUUCAUAACACAGGAAGAUCUGUGUGUUCGGUUCUACGAACCGUAACUUAUUGCAAGAAAGCGGCGAUACUUGUACGGGAGAAAAUAAGAAGGAUGAAAGACUUUUCUAGCAAUUCACUUUAGAGAACGUGCUACUAUUAUCAUUCUAUAAAUAAUUAUAUUGAAAAACUAGUAUGUUGCUCAGAUUUUCUACGUUGAUUAUCGUUGCAGUUACAAAAUACAAAUGGGGACUGAAAAUGGUAUAUACGUACCAACAAGGGGCAAGAGGGAUAUUUUGAGGUUUAGCGACGUAACGGCCAACCUUCGAUCAUUGCGCACAAAUGCGUGAACUAGCCGUCUGGUGGAGUUUCACGCCUGUAACAUAAUACUACAAAUAAAUAGUUAAUUAAUUCUACUUAAGACUAUUACGAAGAAUAGCGAUGCGAUGAGAUCAUGAUAAUUAGCAAUUAUUAUUAUUCUUACUAUUACAUUCAUAUUGUGUAAUUAUAAAAAUGUACAAAUUCGUAUGAUACGCCAUCCUCAUCCGCGAGAACGGCGUAUGUCUGUGGAUAUGGGCACGAGUGGGGGAUGUAUGCUUAAAAAAAGAAUAAAGAAGGGCAUAGCAUACAUUCUGUAUGCCUCCGAUGCAUUCAGUGACUCGUCUAAAACAAGUAAAAAAUAAAAAGAUUGUAUUGAAAAUUA
Molecule: messenger RNA, 6286 nt
Organism: Varroa destructor (honeybee mite)
Lineage: Eukaryota; Metazoa; Arthropoda; Arachnida; Mesostigmata; Varroidae
Gene: not
Product: ubiquitin carboxyl-terminal hydrolase nonstop
Biological process (GO): protein deubiquitination
Molecular function (GO): cysteine-type deubiquitinase activity; zinc ion binding
Source: RefSeq, a predicted model, not a curated record